AUGUUGAAUCUUGAGAAUGAGAAUGUCGGAAUUGUUGUCUUUGGUAGUGAUACCUCUAUCAAAGAAGGAGAUCUUAUCAAACGUACUGGAUUUAUUGUGGAUGUUCAUGCGGGAAAUGUUAUGUUAGGGCGUGUGGUCGAUGCAACAAUACCAUCAGAACAUGAAUUACCGAAGUUGAAAAUCAACCCAGACAUUGUGGAGUUUGAUAUAGACAUUAUGGAAAACGAGAUAAACAUUGUGUAUCCAUUAGUUCCCUUUUUCUCUGGCUGCCCCAUGCAAAAAUCUUUUGAUACUUGCUUUGAUCCUUCAUUCUUGACCAAAGUUGCAGUGCCACCUUUCUCCAAGAGGUUGAAAUCUUCCGAACGGAAUUUCUCUUGGACUUGCCUUGAAAUAGAUUCUGAUUGGCUUAGUUCAAGGGACGGUGGUGGCAUCGCCAAAACCACACUAGGUAUCAUUGGCCACUUGCAUUAG
Molecule: messenger RNA, 471 nt
Organism: Vicia faba (fava bean)
Lineage: Eukaryota; Viridiplantae; Streptophyta; Magnoliopsida; Fabales; Fabaceae
Source: the annotation of a GenBank genome assembly